AUGGCUGAUUCCAAGGUGCAUCACUUCGACGAGGUCGUCAAGCACAACGUCAUCAAAGAUUGCUGGCUCAUCAUCCAUGGAAAGGUUUAUGAUGUCACCUCAUUUUUGGAAGAUCAUCCAGGUGGUGAUGAGAUUUUGCUUGCAGCAACUGGAAAGGAUGCCACCAAUGAUUUUGAUGAUAUAGGUCACAGUAAUUCUGCCAGGGAUAUGAUGGCAAAGUACUACAUUGGCCAAAUAGAUUAUUCAACUGUUCCAGCAAAGCGCGUUUAUGUACCACUUCAGCAGGCACCCAACAUCCCCGAUAAAUCAUCCGAGUUCUUGAUCAAAAUAUUGCAGUUCCUUGUGCCCAUAUUAAUUUUGGGCCUGGCACUAGCCGUCCGAAAGUUCACCAAAGUAGAUUAG
Molecule: messenger RNA, 402 nt
Organism: Zingiber officinale
Lineage: Eukaryota; Viridiplantae; Streptophyta; Magnoliopsida; Zingiberales; Zingiberaceae
Product: cytochrome b5-like
Exons: 3
Coding region: 1-402 (133 amino acids)
Cellular component (GO): intracellular membrane-bounded organelle; membrane
Molecular function (GO): heme binding
Source: RefSeq, a predicted model, not a curated record